AUGCCCGCCUAUCACUCCACCUUCCUCGGUGAGGAGAGCUCUGAAAGACAAGUCGGGAAUGUUGUCUUGUUGCCAAUUCAUACGCUGUAUCGUGGACCUUCUUACCCGCCCAGUUCGGAGUACGAUAUAAUUGAGGAAACACUCGAUUUGUUCAGAGCCAAUUCAUUCUUCAAAAACUUCGACAUUAAAGGCCCAGCUGAUAGAUUGCUCAUCUAUGGAAUUUUGUUUGUGAGCGAUUGCUUGUCGAAGUUAAACUCCAAAACGAGUCAACGAGAGGCUGUGAGAGUUUUAAACAACUUAGCACUUGACUCGUUCGCUUUACCGGGCGACAUUGGAUUCCCUUUGAAUGCCCUUUAUCAAGCGCCAGCGAACAAGAAUGACGCUGACUUGCUCCGCGGGUACUUGCAGCAAUUCCGUCAGGAAUUGGCGGAUCGUUUGUUAAAAAGAGUCUAUGCUAAUGAUGAAAGCAGUCCCAGCAAAUUUUGGUUAGCUUUCACCAGAAGAAGAUUUAUGAACAAGAGUUUGUAA
Molecule: messenger RNA, 528 nt
Organism: Candidozyma duobushaemuli
Lineage: Eukaryota; Fungi; Ascomycota; Pichiomycetes; Serinales; Metschnikowiaceae
Gene: ARC18
Product: Arc18p
Exons: 1
Coding region: 1-528 (175 amino acids)
Biological process (GO): Arp2/3 complex-mediated actin nucleation; regulation of actin filament polymerization
Cellular component (GO): cytoskeleton; Arp2/3 protein complex
Molecular function (GO): actin filament binding
Source: RefSeq, a predicted model, not a curated record